UCUGCUCAUUCAUCUCUCUGUUAUGAUUUUUUUCAUGUCCUGCAUUUCCCGCCACUCAGGCCUCGGUAUGAAGAACGGAGCUUCGCGCCAAAAUGCCGGCGUUAUUUAAAUCAGUUACGUGGGUGCGGCCCAACCGUCUCCAUGUCCUGUUAACCUCCUGUGAGCUUCAACCGAGCUAUCAGAACACAAAGGGAGAGCCAACAGUCGGAUGAACCCAAAGGGUGUGAACUCUGCACUGAGACGGUAAAGACUGGCCUCUCCUCUACUGGCCUCUAGUGGCUACAAAGGGGAAAUGCAGGAACUUGAAACCCCUCCCACUUUGGUGACUUCACUGGUAGUGAAAGCGGAGGAAACUGGAGUAUACAGAGAAAAUGUGGAGAACAUGCAAACUCCACACAGAGAUGCCCAUCCAAGUGGAGAUUCGAACCCAGAUAUUCCGGAUCUCAUUAUUGAAUGAUGAUCAAUCUCGGCAAAAUCAACCUCUUCCAUGAAAGAACCACUUCUUGAGUCAUCAAUGUCUGCUCAGCAUCAUCUACACAGAAAGCCAUCUGUUGCUUUAAAUGAUCUGUUUGUGGUAUUAUAAGUGAGUAUAAUACAUUUAAGAUCUUCAAAGCAUAAUCAACACUUUCAUCUUGGUUCCCUGGAUCAUGUACCUGUUUCUGAACUGGUUCUUCAUCAUGCAGGUGUACCUAUUAAAGUGCCUUGUGAGUGUAUACUGACUGUUGUCAUCGUGACCAAUCAGAUCCAAGAUGUGGGGGUCCCGCCCAGCCCAGUCUGGCUCUGUGGGUGUUGCCUGGCAACAGCAAGUGCUGCUCCGUAAUUCAAUCGUUGGCGCAAGCCUGCAGGGGCUCACAUAAGAUGAGGUGAAGGUAUUGCAUGCAUCGUGACACAGUUCUGCUUUGAGACAUCGAUAUACACCGUCCAGUCAGAUGCUCUGCUGCUCCAGGGAAUUAUAAACCCCAAGGGUUAAAAAGAGAGGACGUCCCACUGACUUGAAGUCAGUAGUGUGUGGACGAGAGAGGAAAGGGAAGCAUAGAUGAGCUGGAUGAGGAAGAAAACGCUCACGAUGCUGCAGAUCUGGUCCACUGCGGUCUGACUGCAUUUACUUUGCUGAGUGCAUGGGAGCUUACCUCAAAAUUGUUAAUAUGCAUGAGUGACGCAGCACUUUGGCACCAACUCCUGGCAGACAGAGAGCGAGAGAGAGAGAGAGGGAAGGAGGGAGACUACACACACAUUUAAGACGUGUGUUGUUGCGGAAAAAAGUGGGCAAAAAUGAACGGCGAAACUUUGACUGUCAGCGGACAGAACAGAAACUGUACGAGUAGCAGCUGGGAAGAUGCUGGCAGAGUUGGGAAGCCCUCUACUCCAACACGGAAACCUCAACCUCCCAAACCGGAGUACGCCAUCACCGUCGCCGUGUCGUCACGAGUCCUCUUCAACAUGGAGCUGGAGCAGCAGAUUUAUGAACAACAAGGCAUGGAGGAGUAUCUCAAGUAUCAAGUGGAGCAUGAAAGUGAGCCGUUCAGUCCCGGUCCUGCUUUCUCCUUCGUCAAGGCUCUGGAGGCUGUCAACACCCGACUGCGGGAUCUCUACCCUCAGAGCGAGGAGCUGUUUGAUGUGGUGCUCGUGACCAACAACCACGCAUACGUGGGCCUCAGGCUCAUCAAUACCAUCAAUCAUCAUUGCUUGUUCAUUGAACGCUUCUGCAUGACGGGAGGAAACAGUCCUAUAGGUUACUUAAAGGCCUACCACACCAACUUGUACCUUUCUGCUGACUCCACCAAGGUUCGAGAAGCUCUGGAAGAAGGUAUAGCUGCGGCCACCAUGUUCACUCCAGAGAAAAUGAAGGAAGUAUCAGAGACUCAGCUCCGUGUUGCUUUUGACGGUGAUGCUGUCCUCUUCUCAGACGAGUCCGAACGCAUUUUCAAAGCCCAUGGAUUGGACAAGUUCUUUGAGCAUGAGAAAGCUCAUGAGAAUAAGCCUCUGGACCAUGGCCCACUCAAGGGUUUCCUGGAGGCUUUGGGAAAACUACAAAGGAAGUUUUUUGACAAAGGCCUGCGCAUGGAUUGCCCUAUCCGUACCUACCUGGUGACGGCCCGCAGCGCCGCCAGUUCCGGUACCAGAGCCUUAAAAACUCUGCGUUCCUGGGGCCUGGAAAUCGAUGAGGCCCUCUUUCUCGCAGGUGCGCCCAAGGGCCCCAUGCUGGAGAAGAUCAGACCGCACAUUUUCUUUGACGAUCAGAUGUUUCAUGUGGAAGGUGCAGCCGAGCUUGGCACGGUGGCCUGUCAUGUUCCCUACGGUAUUGCUCAGAAAGUUGCAAAGAAAUGACAUUUUCAUUAAUUGAACACUAAGAAGCGGGGGAGUUGAAAAUGUAUGCAUAUUAUUUUACUUCUGUUAAUAAUCAUCUUGUCAAAUUCAUGUCUUGUCACAUGGUAUGUUGAAUUUUUAUGGUCUUGAAUGUCGGUGGCAUGUUAUUAUUGACGAUUCAUGUAUUUUACCACUAUAAAUUUGGCACAGUGGUUGAAAAAAUAUAUAUACAACAGAAACCCAACAGAUUUGAUAUGUUAUAUCAACACUCAUUUAUGAUAGUUGAUUCUCCUGUCUUAUUUGGACAUUUACUUGCAUGACCUACACCUUAAGUAAAUAAAAACAAGCGACACCAUCAGCUGCAGUCAAUCAUGAUCACCGACAAGAAGUUAAUAGGAACCAUUAGCACUACUUUUUUGGGUAUCCUAACUGUAUGAUGGACAGGUGAUCAGUCGAGAGCCCGCUUUGACCCUAGAGAGAAUAAGCAACAUGAAAAAAAUGAAUUGCGGAACUGAGAUUUUAUUGUGAUUUUC
This is a messenger RNA of Doryrhamphus excisus (bluestripe pipefish), 2840 nucleotides long. Lineage: Eukaryota; Metazoa; Chordata; Actinopteri; Syngnathiformes; Syngnathidae. The record is from RefSeq and is a predicted model, not a curated record.